GUAUUGUAAAAACAUUUUUUUUUGCAUUUAGCCGCAAUGUUUCGAUUAUGAUACAAAUGUAUCUGAUAUGACAUACUGUCAUUUUUACACAGUAAACAUAUUUUGACCGCCAUUAUAUCUGAUAAUUAUUUUGAAGAUUACUAAAAUUUCUUCACUGACGUGUCUGAAUGAUGAAAGGAUCAUGAAAGGAUAUCAAAUUAUGUUUAUCUGUCAUCCACUUUUUGCAAAACUUAUUUUGACAUAAACCAGUAUGGUAUCAUCUACAUUUGAGCACGGUGAACAUUUACAGUGAAAUUAAAGUGCGCGACUACAACAGAAAUUAUUAUAUGAAUCACAGUUGUGUAAUAUUUACUAAGCUAUAGGAUUAGGAGUACCAAAAUCUGCAUAAGAAUGUUUCAAGCAUCAGAUUAUACACAAACUGUGUCAGUGAGACUGUCAGAGGUUCUUGCUGAUAUAGGAGUGCAUGAGAGGAAUGUUGAGAAGAGAAGAAGAACAUGGAUGCUCAUGGAAUGUAUGCAAUACUGUAGUCAUAAACUAACGGGUACAAGGCAAACAUUCUUUUUAUUAGGUAGUAAGUCAGAAGGAACAACUACAUUGGGCCUUCGUUCAGACAUUGACUUUCUUGUGUGUUUAAAUAACUUUAAGAUAUUACAAGACUUAAGUGAUUGGCAGCCUGGUAAACAAAAUCUACUGAUGAUUAAUGAUGAGACUGUACCACCUGGUUACUGUUUGCUACAGUGUCUGAGAGACGAUGUCCCUCUUCCGCAAAAUUUUGUAUAUUAUAAUCUCUUUAACAGGGAAAGGGCUGGAAGAAUAUUACUAAGCAAUAAAAUAGCGUCUGCAAUAAUAGCAAAUGGAACAGAUUUUCUUCCAGAAGGAGUACGCAAUGGUCCAGCAUAUACACGAACUGGACAAACCGGGGUUCAUGACAUAGACAUGGUUGGUGCUUUACCCUGCAAAUCAUGGCCUCUACAAGCUCAACAAUGGUUAAACCAGCAAGGUGUAGGUCAGUGGCCUUUAGAUGAUAUGAAGAGAUAUUGUAGCAGCACUGGGUGUUUUGUUGUUGGAGUCGGAAGCAAGAGCAGUGAGAAUGAGGAUACUGAAUGGAGAAUAUCAACAUCUCUAGCAGAAAGGUGUUUAAUGUUUAAUCUCAAUAUCACACAGAUUCGGUGCUAUGUGUUGAUGAAGAUGAUAUUAAAAACUUACAUUAAGCCUCUCUAUGAUAAUACCAUUACAAGUUUCAUGUGUAAAACAGUUCUAUUCAAACUAAUUGCAAAUACACAUUCUAAUUUUUGGCGAGAAAAAAACUUACUUGUUUGUCUAUCAUUUUGUUUAUAUGUCCUGUACACCAGUACUCUGAAUGAAAACUGUCCACAUUUCAUCAUACCUGGGAAUAAUUUGAUGGCAGGACAUAUUACUCAAGAGUCUAAACCUCGCAUUCUUGAAAUACUUCAGAAUAUUAUAAACAGUGAAGGAACAGCAUUACUAGGGAUCGAAUGUGAUGCUCUUGGUGAAAGGCUUUUGCUGAAGUUGAAUAACUUAUCUUCAUUCAAGACGACAAGUGGCAUUGUUUCAGGAGACUUAUUCAAAACAAUUGCACGAAUGAUAAAUAGUAGCAUAGAAGCUUGUCUAAUUCCUGUUAGCAACAGCAGUAAUGAAGAAGCUAUACAAAUAUUAUUGAAUCGUAUUUUAAAACUUGCUAUUAUUUCUAAUCAAUGUCAAGGAUUGAAGAAAACAGCUUGCAGACUUCUUGCACCACGAUUAUGUAUAACACUGGGAUCUGUCCUGGCAUCCCUCGACAUUCAACAAUACAAGGGUAUAUCAACAGAAGCUCUCGUCAGGCUCUCAAUGGGUCUGAACACAGAUGUUGCUUCUAGUAAACUGAAGCUAGCAUCCAUGUUUUACUGUAAAGGUGACUUCAACAGAACUAAAAUUGUGCUCUCAGAUAUUGAAGCAAACUAUGACCCAAACAUUGUUGAGCCUGUUUGUUCUUGCUAUACUUGCAUCGGUCAUUAUCUAAGAGAAAGAUUCAAUGAAAUAUGUGACAAUCACAGUGAUGAAGCUCUGCAGUAUGUUACAGCAUCUUGUGUCAUAUUUCUGAAAUGUGAAAUCAACUGCAUUCCGGUUGAACUAAAGUACGAACUGUUCAGAUCUACAGGAGAGGACCUUGCUGUAAGAGUUUUUUCGGACAUCUGGAUGAACUGGGCAGUGGUGGAUUCUCUCCCUUACCUGUAUUUUCUACAAUACAAGACCUACAGCAAUCUUGGGAGACAAGAUGACAAAGAAAGAGCACUUUCCAACCUUAUCAGGACUAUUGACCAGGAACCAAACCUUGCUCACAGGGAGACAGCUCUAAAUAUACUUGGACAGUGUAUGGAACAAGAAGUCCGACCAACAGAUGCUUUAAAUUGUUAUUCAUUAUCCCUAAACGUAAGGGGAAGAAGCAAUGCUGCUAAGAUCCAUAUAUGUAGGCUUCUAUCUACUCUGAUAAAUGCCCGAGCCCAGAACCAAGCAUUCCAGUGAAAGUUCACGAAAGAAUGAACUUUCUACAAUACGAGACGUACCACUAUCUUGGUAUGAGAAGCAAAGAACACUUUCCAACCCUAUCAGGACUAUUGACCAGGAACCAAACCUUGGACACAGGGAAACAGCCGUAUGUCUCCUUGGAUAAUGUAUGAAACAGAAGAACCAAGCAAUAGAUGCUUUACAUUGUUAUUCUUUAUCCCUAAAUGUAAAGGGAAGACACAAUGCUGCUAAGUUCCAUAUAUCUUAGCUUCUAUCUAUUCUGGCAAAUGACCGAACUCAGAACUAAUCAUUCCAAUGAAAUUUCAUAAAAAAUUGUGCGUCAUACAACACAAAACCUUCCACUAUCUUGGAAGACAAGACGACAAGCAAAGGACACUUUCCAUCCUUAUCAGAACUACUUACCAGGAACCAAACCUUGGACACAGGGAAACAGCUUUAAAUCUAUUUGGACAAUGAAUGAAACAAGAGGAUCAAGCAUCAAAUGCUUCCUACAAUACAAGACCGACCGCUGUCUUUGGAAACAGGAUGAGAAGCAAAGGGCAGUUUUUAUCUUUAUAAGGACUAUUUUCCAGGAAUUUCUAGCAACUGCAAAACAAAUGUAAAUUCAAUGUAUCUAAGCAGCUUAAAAUUAAUAUGAAUUGUAGUCAUGCAUUUUUUCUUAGUAGUAUAUGUCUUUAUUCAGGUAAUAUUACUUUUGUAAGAAUUUUACAACUUUAGGCUAGAAAUAAUAUAAUGAAAGGGAACUUAAUGUUGUGUGGCUCGUUGAACCCCACAGGAUGUCUGACAUCACUUUGUAUAAAUUGCCUUAAAAUUCUACAUUUAACCAAUUUGCCGGAUCACGAAUUCUAUUUAAGAAAUUGUAAACAAGUGAUUAAUCAGGUUCUUUACUAACAUUUGUCUUAAAUUUCCGAAUCUUUAUCAAGAACGUUUUCAUUCAUAAUUAGUAGCUUUAUAAAUAUGUUAAUUCUUUAUAUAUAAGAUGUCUACCUAAUCAAUAUUCUAAUAAGUACGUGAUUUGUUAUAUCAUACAAAUUAUUACUUAACAUAAAAUGUCAAUCAAAGAUGUUUUACUCUAAGUUCAUUGGAUGUGAUCUAAUUGUCAGGCCCUAAGAUAUAUGUGCUAUAACGUUGUGUUCUUAGAUUCGUAGUCAGUUUUAUCAUUUUUUGUGUGUGUUUCGUAUUUACCUGAGAAAACAUGAAAUAAUAAAAAUUGUGUUAAAGAUUGUAACUGAUCUUGUAGCUGUAAACUUAACAAUCACGUGUGUGACCAUGUUGUAAGUGAAACCAAAAUCAAACUUGACCUUUAUUUUAUAAUCACAUAUCUGUGUACCAAAAUUGAAUUUAAUACAUUCAUUAUUUUAGAAAAUAGCCAUGGGAAAUCAAAUUUUUGCUAAAGAUUUAUAAUUCCACCAAAAGUCAGUUGUGGACUGCUACCAUACAAAUGGCGCAUAUUUACUCUUGUCCAUCCCCCUACUUUCGGUUUCGAUUUGCAAAAUAAAAACUUGCUAUAUGGGGUGUUUAAACGUGAAACCCGUCUCAUUUCAUGCAGAAUGUUUCCUAGCAGUGAAAACUUGUGAUCAAAACACUCGUUUUACACGAGUUUGUGCAACAAAUGGAAAAAUUAGGGUCUAUUUACUUUGGAAUUCUUUCACAAAAGCAGAUUUUCGACCGAAUUACUGACCUUAUUCCAUCAACUGUAGGAAAACUGUAGGACCGACAUGGUGACCCCUCCUAUACUAUAUUAUUAUUAAUAAACAAAUUCUGUCGUAAACUCAUGAGGACUAUAACAGCUAUCACCACACAGACUUUGUCAUUAAUGUUUCUUUAAGAAUGUAGAUUUAAGUUUCAACAGUUAAAAAUAAAAUAAUCAAAUUUGUGGAGAUGAUGUAAGGUUUACAUCAGACGUUUUAAGGUUUACAUAAGUUUUCCUGUGAUAUGCAGGCUCCAUAACCUCAGAUCCCCUUUCUAAAUUCCAGUUUGUUUAGUUCUGCCCAUUGUUUUCUCGUUUGGGGCAAACCCAUUACUUUAUCUGGGGACCAAACGCCGCUUUUCAUGGAAUUACACGCCACAGCCAGUGUAUCAUUGAAGGUUCCAUGUUCACCACCGUUUGAAUACAUCUGCGAAUGUCUCUUAAUUGCUUUUUGUACUUUUAGCGUUUGUAAAUGUUGAGUGUCUGCUCAGCCCGAGGCUAGAGGGCUUGGACGGUAGCAUGCAUUUCCACUACCGUCCAUGAACAGGCUCAAUCAAACCGAGCCUGCAACACUAUCGUUUUUGUCGUGUUGAGCGACCUGUGAAGUUUCCACUUUUUCUAUUUUACUGUUAACCUUUUAAAGAAUACAUAAAACAUUCACCCACACAUCAACAUUAUUGAAUCAGAAGUAUAAAAAUGAUUCUAAAAAAAAUCAGAACAUCUCUUAGUCUCACUUCUUCACAUGUUCUAACAUAAAAAGUCUAAAUAACAUUAAAUCUGCAAUACACAAACUUCAUUUUGUAGAUUAAAUAUGAAAAUUAGAAAAUAUAAAUAGUUUUAUUAUAAACAGUACUCAUUUCUAUGAAUCUAUUUUAUCUUUAUAUAUAAGAUUACUCAAAUUGCUUCAAACAUAUUUGAUUAUAAUUUUGACAAGGUUUUUAAUAAGAUUUUGAUCAAGUAAUGGAUCUGGUAAAAGUUUAAUAAAUGGUCAUUUACACGUGUUUGUGUUCACUGUCUGCUUAAUGCACUUAGGUAGUUUUAAAAUUUAAUUUUCCUGUCCAGGUCAAUGUAAUGUUGUUUAAGCAUAUACCUACCUUUGAUAAAUAUACUUUGCCUUAGAAAUGAUGUGAUUAUAAGAACUUCUGCGUUAUAUUUGUCAACGUAAAUUGUUUUAAUUGUCAAAUAUUUACAUCGACAAAUAUAUAUUUAGCUGCAAUUGAUAGAUAGAAAAUCAAAUUUUAAAAAAAUAUUAUUACAUCCCUUAUCUUGCAACCAGGCCAAAAAUUGUCUUAUUUCUAUUCCAUAAUCACAGAAAACCAAACAAAUAUUCUAUCUUUCUCUUUAAUAUCAGAAAAGUAUGCCAACAAUGUUCAAAAUACUAGAAAUGUAAGCUUUCCUGCAGAUUAUAAAAUUCCCAAGUAAACCUACCUUCCUAUAUGAAUUUUUUUUUACAAAUUUUAAGUUGAAAAGGGCCAUCACUCCGCAAUAAAUUUUAGGAUUGUAAUCAAAAUCAAAUUCAACUUGUAUUUUAUAAUCAUAUACCUGUGUACCUAUCCUUUCAAAAGUUCUUGAACAGACAUCAUUUUGCAAACUUUUAUGUCAGAAAAGAGCCAUGAUUUUGCUAAAUAUUGGAAGAUUGUAACAUAAAUUGAACUUGGCUUGAUCAUAUCCCUGUAUACUUAAGGGAAGACAGACUUUGAAAUGAGAAAAAGUGGAUGGGGUAUGAUAAAAUAUAUCGGCAAAGAGUAAAAGUUUCUGUACAUGAAAUGGAUACUGUUUGACGGUUAUUAGUACACAAAGGAAUGCUCACUAAAAUAAAGAUGAAAAAUUUCAAAUAAGAAAGUUAUUGUUGAAUUACAUACGACUCAUCUCAUAAUGUAAUGAACAAGUAGAAUGUUGUAUUACAACUACACUUUCAGUUUCAGUCAGUUUAUAUGUGACUUUAUUAAUUCAUUUUGUAUUUGUAAUUGUUGUUAAAAAUUAUAACGAAGUGCCUCACAUAUGAAAGCGGACAUGACUUCGAUUCGGAAAAUAGUCCGCUGUAAGUAAUAUUUUUUGAUAAAGGUCCGAAGAAAUUAAUAAUUUUCAGAUUAAUCAGAGCUAUGAAAAAGAAGUACCCUAGAUUAGGAAACAUGGACAAAAAACAGGUCCAAAGAAUUGUACGAAGGUUGGAAGGUACAGGGUCAGUAGAUGAUGGAAGACAUAGAAAGCCUGGACGUCCAAGAUCAGUGCGAAUGGCUGAAAACAUUAAACAAGUUAAGACUGUUAAUCAUGAAUCGCCACAAAAUCUGUUCGUAAGAUAUUAGGUAAUAUUACUAAUUCUGCAAGCUUUACAAGUGUCUUUAGAAUGCUGAAAUAUGAUUUAAAACUGAAACCUUAUACUAUUUCUAUUAUGCAGCUAUUAUAAAGUGUUAAGAAUACGAAGGUCAGAGUGUGGGAUGCAGUUCCAACAAGAUUAUGUUUUUGAUGUUUAUUAAAAGACUGUCCAAUAAUGUUCACAGGAUAUCCUGAAUAUUCAAUUUUAACAACAAACAUGGAGAUCCACAAUUAAACUUAAACAACGUCCAAAUACAAGAACUUUCUCAACACACUGGAUGUCCAAUAUUUAGUUUGUCUGGAGGUCCAAAAUCAACUCUUUUAACAUAUAAAAUCUCUGGGGUCCAGAAUAAAACUCUUCACAUUUUUAGAGUCUGGAGGUCCAGAACCAUUCUCUUUAUAUGUUAACUGUCUGGAGGUCCAGAAUCAACUCUUUUCACAUUUUUACUGUCUGGAGGUCCAGAAUCAACCCUCUUGAAUACUAGAGUUCCAUAACUCAAACUUAAAAAAACUAAAUAACCAAUCAAAAUGUUACUUAUCAUUUUCAUAGAUGAUUGGUUCAUUGAAACAAAUAGUUAAAUAUUAUUGGUCUGAUUUAAUCACAUGGUACAGAGUGGGAGGUGCCAUAGAAUUUGAGAACUUCUUGGUUUGAAGGUAUUUACACCAAUUUAACUUAAUACCUAACAAGGCGAUAACUUAUCAACUUAUACAAAGCUGAAAGCCUAUUCUAAAGACAAAAAUCCUUAACAGAAUUAAAGGUGCUAAUGGAAGCCAUGAGACAGUAACAACAUUCCAGGAUUAAAAAGCUGCCUUACAUACCAGACAAUAUUUUAAGAAAAAUAUAUAAGAAUUUUUUGUGAGUUUUAAGAUCUUUGGAACAAAGUUCAAAAUUGAAUAUUGAAAUUAUGAAAAACAUAAUCCUGAUUUAAAGACAAUUAUUUUGAUACUAAAUUUGACUAUGAAAGUCAAAAUUUUUAACAUAUUGUGUUUUUAUUGACUAAUGUUUUUUUAUAUUUAUUAUGACACAUUACAUAAUAUUAUGUAUGAAAAAAGAAGCGUCAUAAUACAGCAUUUAAACCUACAUAUAUUACAAGUAGACUGUCAUUUGCCAGCUGGAUGAUUGAGAACAGCCAUAUUGUUGAUAAGAUCUAGUUAUCAGACCAGUCACACUCUUACCUAAAUGCCCAGAUUAAUAAGAAGAACUGUAGAUUUUGGAAAACUGAAAAAACCUGAUCUUUAUAUUGAGAAGCAGUGCGAGCUGCAUUAAGUGUAAAUGGAAUUAAUGGUCAAUUCUUUUUGAAGAUAAUGAAGGAAAUGUUGAAACAGUGAAUAAGGACCAUUACUUAAAAUUCCUGAGAAGUAAAUUUGUGCCAGCAUUACGAAAGAAGGGUAUCAGUCUAGACACUAUGUGGUUUCAGCAAGAUAGGGCGA
This is a messenger RNA of Mercenaria mercenaria, 7963 nucleotides long. RefSeq lists its product as uncharacterized. Lineage: Eukaryota; Metazoa; Mollusca; Bivalvia; Venerida; Veneridae. The record is from RefSeq and is a predicted model, not a curated record. Gene Ontology annotation, molecular function: protein binding. The coding region runs from base 391 to 2523 and encodes 710 amino acids. The transcript has 2 exons.